AUGGAUGCUGCCAACGACGCUCCAGUGCCCAUUGAGCAAAACAGGGUGUCUUUUCUGAGGAUUAAGUCAACGGAACUAUGUGAGAAAGUGAAAAGAUUGGCUGCCGAUUGGGAAGAUGAGGCUGCUGUCUGUGACUCUUACAUGCUACUGGUAAAGCUGGAGCAGAUCGAGAAGCUGAAUGGGCAAUUUGAAACAUUGCACAACGAGCUUGAAGAAUUGGACUGCAACGAAAUUCAUAGUGGACUGUGCGACAGCUUUGCUCUCAAGGCUUCGAUCAUGCGUGAAACUGCUAGGAUUAGCGGAUACAUGCCGCUGCAUUCUACGUUUGCUGGAGCAAAUGCAACUGCAGGUUUUGCCGGUUCUCAGCCGCCACCUCGUCGUAGGCCAGGAUCAUCCCUUCCUCCCAUACAAUUGCCAAGGUUUAGCGGAGGAUAUGCGGAUUGGACGGACUUUUACUCGAUGUUCACGACCAUCAUCGACAAUCAUCCAGACCUAUCCAACAUUGAGAAGUUUCAGCAUCUACGAUCUUGCCUGCGUGACUCGGCGUUGGAGACAGCGCACAUUACUGAGAUUCUGGGGCUGCAGGCAGUUGAGAAUGGGUCAGUGUCAAUGCUGCGGGAGAUUUCUGACAAGUUCAACGCUCAUAUUCGGGCGCUGUAG
This is a messenger RNA of Drosophila obscura, 660 nucleotides long. RefSeq lists its product as uncharacterized. The transcript has 2 exons. Lineage: Eukaryota; Metazoa; Arthropoda; Insecta; Diptera; Drosophilidae. The coding region runs from base 1 to 660 and encodes 219 amino acids. The record is from RefSeq and is a predicted model, not a curated record.